Molecule: messenger RNA, 2049 nt
Organism: Spodoptera litura
Lineage: Eukaryota; Metazoa; Arthropoda; Insecta; Lepidoptera; Noctuidae
Source: RefSeq, a predicted model, not a curated record
ACUUUAGUUUCAAAUUCCGUAGGGACAAGUUAUCUCGGUGCGAAAAUAAAAACGGACCGAUGAAAUUAUUUAUUUUAACGGUUUUUUGUAAUCUACUUUCUUUGGGUUCCCUACAAGAAACGUAUAAGGAACAUGAUUAUCAUUUAAGUCCAUCAGAAGUUGGUAAAAGUUCAGGAAGCGAAUGGCCAGUACAAACAUACAACACCUUUGGGGGAAGCGUUUACGAUCGAAUAGCAAGAGCUUCUGUACCAAAAAAACCUUGUACCAGACGAAGUAAUUCUGGAGAUGAUCCUAUCAGUUCCCCAUUACCACCGAAGGAAACAGAAUUAAACACUGUUAUCGUGGCUUCAACGCCAAAACCUCAACCUAAAAGUUUAAGAAACAGAGCAAAUAAUUUAAAUGCAGCCGAUUCUUAUUCUAAACCGAAGCUUCCUGAUGACAGUAUACAUAAAAGUAGAAAUUCUAUAACAAUAACCAACCCUGUAAUAGACUCAUUUGAAGAAAAUCAUCGACAAAUAUUAACAAAAGAUGAUGAGGAUGAUACAACUGAACCACUGCCAGUCCCGUUAUUACACCCUAUGCCAGUCACGGCCCCUUUACCAAAUCCAACACGAAGAAAUCUAAAUCAAUCUCCUAAUAACAAAAGUUACCCACCAAAACUAGUUAGUCCUAUUCACAACGUACCGAAUACUGAAAAUGAAAAUCAAUUAAUUUCGACGUUAAACAGCGCAACAGUACCAAGAACUGAAUAUAAUCCACCACUAACUAGUGAUUCUAAUCCUCUGAAAACAUACAAUUCAUUACCAGAAUUUGUUGCUAAGUCAGAACCAGAAGCAGCUUUAACAGUAUCAAAUAAAUGUGAUCAAGACAAAGAAGUCGAGGACAUAGGAAACACAAGACGAUCUAUGUCAAACCACGAUGAUGGAGAAAAAUUCCCCAACAAGGAAACUCACGCCCAAUACAGAGAACCCAACACUGAUAACGAAAACGCAAUGGCGUCUGUUCUGAAUGCAGAAAAGAGUUCAAAGAGUGAUGAUCCAGUUCUUCUGGAUAAAACAAAGCUGUUGCGUGAGAGGACAGAAUCUCAUGUUAGGCGACCGCAGUACAGUGAAAGGCGAAAUGAAAUUAUGGAACCUACGAAGGGAGAUGGAGUUGUAAAUAUGGGACAAUCGUCGCUAAUGAUGAUGCAGACGGAUCGAAUAUGUUACGCUUGUAGUACCGCUAACAAUCCUUCCUGUACGGCUCCUGACAGACGGACCACAGUAAAGUAUUGUCGAAAAGAAAACAACGCUUGUAUUACCAAAACUUUUGGAAAAGGAAACACAUUCACCCUGAUCCGUGACUGUGGCAAAACAUGCGAUGACGCUGAUGCGAGCUUGCUGAUGCCACGGUACAAGACAUGUUCCAUAUGCCACUCCGAUCUGUGUAACGGCGCCUACUCGAUCAAUGGACAUAGCAUACUAUUUGCAUUUAUCUUAACAGCGUUAGUGAAAUAUUUAAAUUAGUCGUGCAAACCAACCUAGUGUUUGAUUUUGAUACCACUUUUAGAAGUUUAUCAGAAAUGAUGGCAUAAUCGAUUAGUUUUCUACAUGGUCCUUUAAAGUAUUUGUGAUACCCCCUAGUGUUAUAAAUGUACUUAAGAUAUAGUGUCCGUUUACCAACAGGCGGGUUUUAAGCACUGUUUCUACUGAUAGUAAGGUAGUAUUAAGAGAAUCAUAUUGCAGGUUUAUUUUACUAUUUGAUCGAUGCAAAUGGUAGAAAAGACUGGCUUUAUUCACGUUUCAAGUUCCUAUUUCCUCAGUACAAUACAGCAAUGGCUCCGUUACGGAUGCGCAGAGAUUCCUCCACUUUGUAGUUUCAUUCGUUUUGUAUUCUAUAAAGCUAGCGUUUGUUUGUUUAAUUACAUUGUUUCUACUCAAGGAGUAUUCCGACAAACAUUAACUGUGUUUAGGUUGUGUGUGUAUUUGAUUAAAAUAUGUGCGAAACAAAUACUUUGGCUAAUUUUUCUUUCAAUGUGUGUCGUAAAAAUUCAAGUGUAAUCUACUUUAU